CUUCGACUCCACUUUCGCCUUGCCAAUGCAUCAGUAUUGCACCAAAGAACGUCAUGAAUAGAGAACGGGUCGCUGGGAGUUGCUCCGAGGUAGCUUGCAGCGAAAUCGGCAGUUGCCCCAGUCCGUGGAUAACCGUUGACAUCAGCUAUCUAAAUCGCGUCUCCAGAUAUACCUACCCCGCAAAGUACUCCAUUACAUAUAAAUCUACCACGACUUGAGUUUAGUCCUGAUAGAAAGAGAGAGCAAGUUUCGGUGGCGCAUCCAAGUAUAUAUCAAAAUGACCAACGUCUAUCUUCACCCCGAACCUCAGUUCGCCCACUUCUCGAGUCGACGUUCAGUCAUACACAGCACCAAAGGGAUAGUCUCGUGUACACAACCACUUGCAACUUCUGCGGGGCUCGACAUACUCAGGAAGGGGGGCAAUGCGGCGGACGCAGCUGUGGCUGUUGCUGCAGCCAUCAAUGUCACAGAGCCAGGGUCAACAGGCAUUGGAGGCGACUUGUUCUGCCUGUUCUACGAAGCCAAGACGAAAAAGGUCCAUGCUAUGAACGGAUCUGGUCGAUCUGGCGCCAACGUUACGCUUGAUAGGAUUCGCAAAGACCUCAACAUAAAAGAUGGAGAGGAUGGCCAGAUCCCUAUGAUGAGUGUUCAUACAGCAACUAUUCCUGGCGCUGCUGCGGGAUGGGUCGAUUGUGUGGAGCGAUUUGGUAGUGGAAAAGUCAGCCUGGAAGAGGUGCUUGCGCCUGCGAUUGAGCUUGCUGAGAAGGGCUUCCCAGUGUCUGAGCUCUCUGCUACUUUUUGGGUUGAGAGCGAGAAAAAUAUUAGAAGAGCAUCACCAAACGGGCACGAGAUGCUGAAGAAAGAUCCGUCCGCGCAAGAUGGAUGCAGAGCACCCAAAGCCGGUGAAAUCAUGAAGAACCCAACGAUUGGCAACACAUUCAGAUUACUGGCCAAACACGGCAAGAAAGGCUUCUACGAGGGCGAAGUAGCAGAGCAGCUCGUAAAGGUCGUCUCAGACCUAGGCGGCCACCUUACUCUCGACGACCUGAAGCAUCACGCCGAGACUGGUUCUGAACCCGUUGAGCCCAUCUCCCUAAAAUACACUGGCCAAGGCGUAGGCGAGACAGAAGGCGGUAUCGAGCUCUGGGAACACCCCCCCAACGGGCAAGGCAUCGUCGCAUUAAUGGCGCUCGGCAUCAUCCAAGAGCUCGAGAAGGAAGGUAAAAUCUCCAAAUGGCACCACAGCGACCACAACAGCACCGCGCAUCUCCACGCCGUGAUCGAAGCCCUCCGCAUCGCCUUCUCCGACGCGCACUGGUUCGUCACCGACCCCAACGUCGUCAAAGUCCCAUCCGCAGACCUAAUCUCACAACCCUACCUCGCCGAGCGCGCCAAACUCUUCAACCCAAAGAAAGCAAUCGACGCGCCCAUCCACGGCUCCCCAGCCCACCUGCAAAGCGACACCGUCUACUUCUGCUGCUCGGACCCAGACGGCAACGCAAUCUCCUUCAUCAACAGCAAUUACGGCGGCUUCGGCACGGGCAUCAUCCCCAAGGGAUGCGGCUUCACGCUGCAGAACCGCGGCGCGAACUUCAGCCUCGAUAAAAAUCACCCUAAUGUACUCGCGCCGCGGAAGAGACCGUACCAUACUAUCAUCCCGGGUCUGACGACUUACGUCAACGACGGAAGUCUGCAUUCUGUCUAUGGCGUUAUGGGCGGCUUCAUGCAACCCCAGGGACACGUGCAGGUCUUGCUCAAUCAGGAAGUCUUCAAGCUGAACCCACAAGCCGCGCUUGAUUCUCCGCGUAUCUGUAUCGGAGCGGGUAUGCCCAGUGCAGAUGGAAAGAUGACCGACGCGACGAUCUACAUCGAAGAGGGCAUUGAUUCGAAAGUAGUCGAGGAGCUGAGAGCUUUGGGUCAUAGUGUUGAGCAGCUGGAUGGGUAUGGUAGGGGUAUGUUUGGACGAGGGCAGAUUAUCAGACGACAUGUCGAUGAUGGCAUUACGGUGUGGAGUGGUGGGAGUGACUUGCGAGGCGAUGGAGCUGCGGUGCCUUUGUAAGUAUCCUGUAUAGGAGAUAUCUUAGUUAAGAACUUGAGAACCAUAUGUAUUGCGUUGGCCAAUUCCG
Dothidotthia symphoricarpi CBS 119687 is the source of this 2126-nucleotide messenger RNA. Its product is annotated as acylase ACY 1. The record is from RefSeq and is a predicted model, not a curated record. The transcript has 3 exons. Bases 278 to 2059 code for a protein of 593 amino acids. Lineage: Eukaryota; Fungi; Ascomycota; Dothideomycetes; Pleosporales; Dothidotthiaceae.